UACAAUGAAAGACUUCGACGAGUUAAUGACUUUGGUUGGGAGUCACGGACCUUACCAACGGUGGCUUGUGUUUGGGGUCGUCGGACCUAUCAGUUUCUUCAUUGGCUUCACGGUCAACCUCUUAUUGUUCCAGCUGAAAGUGCCAGACUACUGGUGCCACGUCCCAGGCAUUGAAAAUACUUCGCUGUCACCAGAAGAAUGGAAAAACCUUACUAUACCUAGAGAAUCCGGCAAAUUCUCAAGCUGUUCCCGGUAUAAGGUGGAGUGGCUGGAGGAAGGAGCAGAGGAACCAUUCCUUAUCCACAACAUCACGGAAGCCUGUGAGCAAGGUUGGGAACACGACACGUCCGAGUUUCUGGAGACAAUGUCAACUAAAAACGAGUGGUUUUGUGAGCGGAAAGACUAUAUCAACCACAUCUAUUCUCUCAAUCAAGCGGGCCAUACCGUUGGCACUGCGAUCUUCCCGGUGAUUGCUGAUAGACUUACAGGUCGCCGGCUAAUGUUCUACGUGGCUCUUGCUAUACACGCAGUUUUCACCUUCCCCAUUGCGUGGGUGUCUAACUAUGGCGUCAUCUGCGCCCUGAAAUUCGUUGCAGGACUUGCAUUUGAGACGAUCAAUAUGAUGUCUUAUAUCUCUGGUUUUGAGUUCCUAGCUCCAGAAAAACGCACUACAGGUUCCCUCGUCACGUUUGCUGCCUGGACCUUCGGCAUAUGUAUGACAUCACUUACGGGAUGGCUGAUCCCGAGGUUUCAAUAUCUGGUAGUGAUCUCGUGCAUUCCAGCUGUUUGUGGGUUCCUUUACUGGAGGUACCUUCCAGAGUCCCCGCGCUGGCUUCUGUCUCAAGGGAAAAUAAGUGAAUGUGCCACGAAUCUCUUACUGGUAGCCCGCUCGAACCACAAGACCGAAGUAACCCGCGAGCAGUUGGAGGCCGAGCUGCGCAUACUGUGGGAGCGACAGGAAAAAGAAGUGUCACUCUUUGAAAUCCUUCGUUACCCGAAGCUUCGCCUGAGGGCCCUCAUACUGUUAUACAUGAGUGCCUGCACUUUCUUGAUUUAUGGCGUGGUGUUCCUCGGAGUCACUGUUCUCUCGAGCAACUUUUUCCUGAGCCAUUUCGUGUUGUCCCUCUCGGAGCUCCCCAGCAACGGCCUCGGCUGGGUGUGUACGCACUACCUCGGUCGUCGCUGCACCUGCAUCCUCUCCUUCCUCACAACUGGUGCAUUCUGUGUUGCGGCGACUUUCUGUCUUGAAGACAAGUGGGCGAUGCUGGCCGUAGCUGCAUGCAUCAGGCUCUUCUCCACACAGCUUAUAUACAUCGUGACGAUUCAGAGUGGAGAGAUCUUUCCCACGCCGAUCAGGUCCACUGGGUUCGCUUGGAUGGUGGUGUGUGGAAUGGCAGCCAUGGUAGCAACCCCAUAUAUUCUUCAUUCGGGCUAUGGUGACUCUUUUCCUUACUGGCUCCUCGCAUCGUUCAUGUUACUCGGUGCCUUCCUAGGUCUGUUCCUCCCAGAGACCAUAGGCCUACCACUUCCCCAGACUUUCGAAGACGCUGAGAAAGUGGGCACAGGACGACCCCUUAUGACUUGGAUCCACCACUGGAACCAACACAGGUAUAUGCCAGUCUCGUCUGAGGAACCUGACAAUCUUGAACUCAAGAGAGGUUUAAAUACAUGUGAAAAGGAGAACUAAAGGUUUCAGUUUACUAGACUGUACAAAAACGGACAGAUGUUACACUCCCCCUUACAUUACCCAAGAGAAGGACGCCAUGUAAUAAGUCACUAAUUAUCCCCCAAGUGACGUAAAUUCCAUUUUUUAGAAUUUCUUUUAUUAUUAUUAUUUUCUAAACUUCAUACAUUUAAAUUAAUCUGUAUUUAUUCUAUCGAAACACAAGUAGAUAGAGCGAAAAAUAUAGAAAUGAAAAAUAUAGAACCAUCCUUGGCUGAAAUCUACCUCACUCAUAUGUAUGUUCUUUUUUGUAUUUUUAACAAGGGAUAUCUGUAUCUAUGGAAAGAUUAAAAUUAAGUAUGAAU
This is a messenger RNA of Penaeus indicus, 2028 nucleotides long. RefSeq names its product carcinine transporter-like. Gene Ontology annotation, cellular component: membrane. The transcript has 11 exons. Lineage: Eukaryota; Metazoa; Arthropoda; Malacostraca; Decapoda; Penaeidae. Gene Ontology annotation, molecular function: transmembrane transporter activity. Gene Ontology annotation, biological process: transmembrane transport. Bases 5 to 1687 code for a protein of 560 amino acids. The record is from RefSeq and is a predicted model, not a curated record.